GCAAGAUGCUUGAGGGGGAAAAAACUCACUUCCCCUGUAGUUUUUCAGUCCUUACGGUUGCAUUUGGUGGCACGGACGCUGAAUUGGUGAGAUGAACAAUCGCAUCAUACAGCGUCGUCAGGUGUGAUAGAACAACGCAUACACAUUGUUUAUUUAUCCAUUUCUGUGACGGAUGAUUUAACACAAAACAUGGUCGUGCUCAGUUUUUGACGUAAAGGACACUAUUGUAACCAUCGUUGCACUUUCUUUUGUGACAAUCUUCGACGUCGUGCUUAAACCUGGUGUCCAUGAUCUCGCGCAUCAUCAACGCAGCGUUGAAGCGAUAAACCUGCACACAUGCUAUGAAGAAAUCCCCUUGCAAAAUAUUCAGGAUUAUAAUGAUUAAAGUUUGUGACCCCUGCUGCAUCUAAUGGGGGAUUCCAGCAUCUAAAGGGAACUGAAAGUUCUGAAAACUUUCAACGAAUGCAUAAUUCUAUGCUAGUCCAACUUUAGAAGCAUCAAAAAAAGAAAAGAAGAAAACAAGCUCAGAUGUGACUUACCCAUGAGUGCGUUGCUUGGAGGGUUCGACUGAAGCGGCAUUAGGCGUGAGACGCGGUGAGAGAUGAACGGGCUGUCGGAUAACUCGGUGAAGUGCGUGCUGGUGGGGGACACGGCGGUGGGGAAGACGGCCCUGCUGGUGCGCUUCACCUCCGAGACGUUCCCCGACUGCUACAAGCCCACCGUGUACGAGAACACGGGCGUGGAGGUCUUCAUGGACGGCGUCCAGAUCAGCCUGGGCCUGUGGGACACGGCCGGCAACGACACCUUCCGCGGGAUCCGGCCCAUGUCCUACCAGCAGGCUGACGUGGUCCUGCUCUGCUACUCGGUGGCCAACCACACCUCCUUCGCCAACGUGCGCCACAAGUGGAUCAACGAGAUCCGGGGACACCUGCCCCAGGUGCCGGUGCUGGUGGUGGCCACUCAGACGGACCAGCGAGAGAUGGGCUCCUCCCGGGCCCACUGCCUGUCCUCCUCCGAGGGCAAGAGGCUGGCGCAGGACAUCCGGGCCAAGGGCUACCUGGAGUGCUCGGCCAUUAGCAACAGGGGGGUGCAGCAGGUGUUCGAGUGCGCGGUCCGGACGGCCAUCAACAAGGCCCGUAAACGGGAGCGCAGGAGGCUGUUCGAUGUUAACCAGUGCAAGAUAUUUUAACCCCCCAGCCCACCAAAAAAGGCUUCGGACAUUCUAAUUCUGUCUUUUCUAUGUCCUUGUGGGCAGGCAGUAAACAUUUACCGUGCGGAUGUUUUGUCUUUGCAAGGGCCGAUUGGAUUUAGAUUUUGAGCAGAAGGCCACAUAUGGAGCAUGUAGGCUCUUGUUAAUUAUAUCUCCUGUGGACAUCCCUGGGUUGGUCACUCUCUGGUGUAUGAAGGUUUUGGUAGAGGCUAUACUGAGGAACUACCAUGGAAAUGCAGGUACCUACUACCAAUGUGCUUACACCUGACUAAUUACAGAUAUUAUUUAUUUAACUUUUUUCUGCUGUCUGCAGAAGCAGUGCAGACCUGUUGAGAAUAUCCAGGAUAUUUGCUGUAUGUUUUUUGACAUAGAUUUUUAAAGAUUUGUAAAGAUUUUUAUUUACUUCUGUGCACUCUUCUUGUUCCCAAGACCAAUAAAUAUGUGACAGUG
Messenger RNA from Conger conger (European conger), 1660 nucleotides. RefSeq names its product ras homolog family member H (gene rhoh). The record is from RefSeq and is a predicted model, not a curated record. Gene Ontology annotation, molecular function: GTPase activity; GTP binding. Bases 602 to 1189 code for a protein of 195 amino acids. Lineage: Eukaryota; Metazoa; Chordata; Actinopteri; Anguilliformes; Congridae. The transcript has 2 exons. Gene Ontology annotation, biological process: small GTPase-mediated signal transduction.